AGAAGAUAAACAGAAGAACGGGGUCGGUUUGAUUUCAGAUGAAACUUCACGAGAAAAAGGAAUCCGGAAUACACAGAGUGCAGGAGAUUCCUUUGGAGGAAUUGGAGCUCUCGAAAGAGUACGAGGUGGAGAAGAGCCUCGGGGAGGGGAGUUUCGCCAAGGUGUUGUUGGCCACCCAUCGAGCAACCCGGACGAGGGUGGUCUUGAAAGCCGUCCACCAAGAGCUGACCACGGAGAAGGACUUUUUCCGCGAGUUCCACUACUCGUAUCAUCUGAGCCCGCACCCCAACAUCCUGUGCUCGUACGCGGUCGCGUUCAAGGCGGACAAGUGUUUCGUCUUCGCCCAGGAAUACGCCCCUUACGGGGACCUGGCGGGGAACGUGAGAGCCGGGGGCUUGAGCGAGGAGGCGUGCAAGAGGAUCGCCAGCCAGCUUUGCUCCGCGCUCGACUUCAUCCACUCGAAGCAGCUCGCCCAUCGGGACAUCAAGUUGGAGAACGUGCUCGUGUUCGCCCUCGACAUGUCGAAAAUCAAGCUGUGCGAUUUCGGGUGCACGAGGCGCGAGGGCACCCUGGUGAACAAGAUCAGGUGCACCUGGCUACCCUUUCAACCGCCCGAGAUUUACGAGAUAGUGAAGAACGAGAGAUACGCGUGCAAGAGGAGCGCCGAUUGCUGGCAAUUCGGGAUCGUGCUGUUCGUCUGCCUGACGGGGAAUCCGCCGUGGCAAACCGCCGACCUGAUUCAAGAUCCCGAGUACUCGGCUUUCCAAAGAUGGUUGAAGAGAAGGACGACCAAAGUCCCCCCCUCGUUCAGACGGUUCACGCCCAGGCUGCUUCGAUACUUCAGGAGAACGUUCGAGCACAAGCCCGAGAAGAGGCCGCACGUAACCGAAAUCAACAAAUACUUGAAAGACUCGUGGUGCGUGAACAAGAUCAGCCACAGCGCCACCUCCACGCUGGUCGACGCGAGCGAGGGUGUAGCGAGGAGGGCCGACAGUUUGCUCUACCUAGACACGAUCCUUGAUGAUCAACGGAACGUGGACGAGAACAAGAACAAGUUGAGAAAGCUUCUCAACAGUUACGGGCUCGAGACGACGAUCGAUCAGAAGGUUGUCACGAAACGGAUCUGGGAGUGGGUGAUGCAGUGCGACUCGAACAUAGCCGAGCCGGCGUUCGUGGGUAGUUUCGGGACAGAGGGUAUGUGAGGGAUGGUCAAAGCUUCUAGCGAACCUUGCCUUAGAAGCGAUCGUCAGAAACGAAAGAACAGUUUCGGUGGGUUCGACGCGGACCGCGAGGGAAACGCGCCACAACCCUCUCUACUCUGUGCCAAAUCAACGUUCGAAAGAACGGCCACGAAUUCACCCUCGAUCUUUCAUUAG
Apis florea (little honeybee) is the source of this 1376-nucleotide messenger RNA. RefSeq names its product serine/threonine-protein kinase meng-po (gene meng). The record is from RefSeq and is a predicted model, not a curated record. NCBI's taxonomy places the organism in Eukaryota, Metazoa, Arthropoda, Insecta, Hymenoptera, Apidae. Gene Ontology annotation, biological process: protein phosphorylation. Gene Ontology annotation, molecular function: ATP binding; protein serine/threonine kinase activity.